UCCGUUUUGAGAGACGCGUAUUUCACAAGGGUUUCACUCAUCGCUCUGGAGCUUGUGGAAAGUGUUGUGAGAUAGGUUGCGGAAAGGCUCUCUUUAACGGUAUCCAGGAUGGGGUUUUUAUGGAUUGUUCGGGGGAUGGUUAAAACGUUACGGUCAAACGGCUUGUUGGGCCAGGCUUUGGAAAUAAACGGGGCUGGCUCAAAAACCGGUAGUAGGUGUUUGCAGCUAAAGAGGAUAAAAGGUGAUGAGACUGAACCAGGGGUGAGGGUAACCGCAGAUAUGGAUCGGUUUUAGUGAGGGUCUAGGCGUGGUCAGGAUCUUGGUUGGUUUUUCC
This is a messenger RNA of Babjeviella inositovora NRRL Y-12698, 334 nucleotides long. RefSeq lists its product as uncharacterized. NCBI's taxonomy places the organism in Eukaryota, Fungi, Ascomycota, Pichiomycetes, Serinales. The record is from RefSeq and is a predicted model, not a curated record. The transcript has a single exon. The coding region runs from base 109 to 294 and encodes 61 amino acids.